Molecule: messenger RNA, 922 nt
Organism: Tilletiopsis washingtonensis
Lineage: Eukaryota; Fungi; Basidiomycota; Exobasidiomycetes; Entylomatales
Exons: 1
Coding region: 198-833 (211 amino acids)
Source: RefSeq, a predicted model, not a curated record
GUCUUCGGCAGUGGGCUUGACGGCAAACUCCUCGACGCCGCGCAAGCCGUGAGCUGGAGAAGCGGGGGGUGGAAGGGUGGGCGCGGGCGGCAUGGUGGGGUUUGCGUCCUCAGAACAGACGCCGAGUCUGAGGCGCAGGGCGCGGGCUGUUGACACACGUGCGAGAACGUGGCGGAGAGGAGUAGCUGAGGAAUCGAAUGGCAGACGCAGAGGACGCAACGUGCUUGCGUUGUCUACAUCUGCUAUUCGCUGCUCUCAGUAUUCUCCUUUCCGUCUCAUGUCUCGCUCUUCGCGCUCGCUGUUUCGACUGGAGAGGCGAGGCGGCUCUGUGUCGCUUCGCUCUUCCGAGCUGGGCCCUUCUUCCUCGGCCUGACUCUCUUCGAUGCACCUUGGUGCGCCCACUCUUUCGCACUGAUGCGCCUUCCGCCAUCCGCCAACUUCGCCAUCCGCCAUCCGCCAUCCGCCAUCCUCCAGCCGCAGCCCUUCAUUCCCUCUGCCCCGCGCCCAACGCUUCUGCUUCUCUUCGCCGUCCACAUUUCCGUCCCGCGCUCGCUUCAAGCCGUGUGUCCUCUCGUCUUGCGUCUCAUCACGUCUCUUCCCUUCUCGCUCGCUCGCUUCGCCUCAUUGGGUCAACCGUGUCAAUCAGAAACGCCUCACCGUCUUCCUUUCUACUCUCUGUCUGUUCUAAGCGCCCGCUUGCGUCUCUUCGCGUGAGGAGAGGCCGCGAGGAACGCCGCGCGGCAAUGAGAAAGCUCGAUGGAGAAGCACAGAGAGCGAGAAAGGCAGAAGUGCAUUACCGGGAGAGCAGACAGGAGCCGGUGAGGCGUCUAUAGAGCAGAGUCGAGUCUAAUGGCCAGAGCGUGUGUACGCGACGAGUCAGUAAGUAGAGAGGGGGGGGCCGGUGACGAGUGUGGAGUGCAGA